Spodoptera exigua (beet armyworm) is the source of this 1528-nucleotide messenger RNA. NCBI's taxonomy places the organism in Eukaryota, Metazoa, Arthropoda, Insecta, Lepidoptera, Noctuidae. The record is from the annotation of a GenBank genome assembly.
AAUUGAUAAAAUAGGUACCUAACCUCAAAAAUCAGCAAUCCUCAAUGUUAAACUAAAAAUAUUUACAGAAAAAUGAGUGGAAGACUUGUGUUUCAGUCGUUAUAUUGUAGCUUUACAAGGAAAAUACCUUUAAAACACAGCUUCUCGUCUUCAAAUCGAUUAUACGUCGGUAUAUUUCGAGUUUCAAGUAAUGAAUUUUGUACCAAAACAGAAGCUCAGUUUGUUGAGAAGAAACAUUGUAAUAUAGGAACUAUUGGUCAUGUAGACCACGGGAAGACUACGCUUACUGCUGCUAUAACUAAGAUAUUAGCUAAAGAUGGGUUGGCGCAGUACGUAUCGUACGAUGAAAUCGACAGAGCACCGGAGGAAAAAGCGAGAGGUAUAACAAUAAAUGCAGCCCAUGUGGGUUACAGCACCAAGCUACGUCAUUAUGCACACACAGACUGUCCCGGUCACGCAGAUUUUAUACGAAACAUGAUAUCUGGAGCUUCACAAAUGGAUGCUGCAGUGCUUGUGGUUGCUGCCAAUGACGGACCCAUGCCGCAAACUAGGGAACAUCUGUUAUUGGCUAAGCAAGUUGGGAUACAGUAUAUAAUUGUGUUCAUUAAUAAGGCUGAUUUAGUUGAUUCUGAGUUGUUGGAAUUGGUAGAAAUCGAAAUGAGAGAGCUACUUUCAGACUUUGGUUACGAUGGCAACACUGUGCCCAUGAUUUGUGGCUCAGCGAUGAAGGCUUUGAAUGGAGACGAGUCAGAAUAUGGCGCACCAUCGAUACGAAAACUUCUAUCGACUAUGGACGAAUACGUACCACCAAUAGUAAGGGAUUUAUCAUCCCCCUUCCUAAUGCCCAUAGACAAUGCGUUUACAGUCCCCGGUAGAGGAACAGUUGUCGUUGGAACAAUCAAAAGAGGUAUUAUGAAGAAAAAUGCCGAAGCCGACCUCUUGGGUUUUGGGCAGAAUAUUAAAACGACUAUUUCUGAUGUACAGAUAUUCAAGAAUAGUGUGCCUGAGGCCUUAGCUGGCGAUAAUGUAGGCGUAUUACUGCGUGGUAUGAAAAUCAAAUCAGUGCAAACUGGAAUGCUUCUAACAGCGGCAAAGAGUUGCUUCCUAACCAAUCACUAUAAAGCGAAGAUUUAUUUCCUAACACGGAAUGAGGGCGGUAGAAGAAAACCUAUAUUCUCCAAAUACUCCCAGCAAAUGUUUAGUGGUACUUGGAAUAUUGCUGUUAGAAUUGAUUUGGAACCAACACAACAAAUGAUGAUGCCAGGCGAUCACGGAGAAGUGUACCUAACUCUUUUGGAAGACAUGGUUAUGACCGUAGGCCAGCCAUUUACAGUGAGAGAAAAUAAUGUUACUGUUGCCACGGGCAUUAUAACUGAAACUUUGUCCUCAAUAAACGUGCCUAAAGGAAAAUUAGGAAAGGUUGCACUAAAGUUUGAUGAUUAAGUGUAUAUUUAUUGUAUGUAGAUUUUAUUGUAUACUGUAGAUUAUAUUAGGUAUGUAAUGUUAAUAAAUUAUGUUAUUGUUUAAA